ACUUGUGCAGUCGUCAACGACAACGCCUUCGCUUUCGUGCAGAUAACAAAUAUACAUAUAUACAAGUAUACUAACAAAUAUACUUUUCAUUAUCGGUGUGUUAUCGCUAAUUCCAGUUCCAGCCUCCAUUGUAUUUCGACUUCGACUUUCGCUUAACGCUGAUCAGUGCCUAAACACUUGCCGCUUGAAUCAGUUGUGGGCAGCACAACUUUAAUAUGGGACUUGAAAAAUUUUUGCCAUGCUCGGUGCAGCUGUCUAAGAUACUGGCCAAAUCUGGUCACGAUGUGCUCUGCGUUAUAGAUCGAGCAGUGCCAGCCGAGCUGGUCGAUACCUUCAAUGAGCACCGUGCCUUUGACAAGUCUUUCGAUAGUGUGGUCUCGUGCUUCAAAUCGGCCAAACUCGAUCUACCAGUGAUAUAUUCGCCCGUGGAGGACCAAUCGGACUACUGCGAUGUGCGCAGCUAUCAGCAGGCAGCCGCAAAGUCCUUGCAGCGCGCUAUUAAGGCUGGUUACCAAAAGCCACUGCUGCUGGUGCCCAAGAGCAAGCGCUUUGCGCAGUCGGAGCUCUGCACUGUACUGGGUGCAUUAGAAGAACUGUAUGUGCCAAUUCAACUGCGUGAAGACGUGCCGGACAAGAAAUGCCGCAUCAAUUCGCUGUCCCUCAUGAUUGACAGUCCUAAGGCUGAUGCUAUUAUGCAGGAAGCUUUGCUGUUGGAGGCGGCGCGCUUUAUUGCGCGCGACAUUGGUGUUGGUGAUCCAGAGCGCAUGGCGCCACCACGUGUGGAGGAUUACAUUAAGCCUGUGUUCAGCAAUCUGCAAAUCAAGGUAAUCAGCGAUGUCAAGGAGCUCACCAAGGAGUAUCCACUGUUUGCAGCGGUUAAUCGCGCUGCCAGUGUGGUGCAGCGUCAUCGGGGUCGCAUCAUCUUUCUGGAGUACAAGCCCCCAAAGCCGUCGCGCAAGACGCUGAUGCUGGUUGGCAAGGGUGUGACCUAUGACACUGGCGGCGCUGACAUCAAGGCUGGUGGCAUUAUGGCGAGCAUGUCGCGCGACAAGUGCGGCGCUGCUGCCGUCGCUGGCUUCAUGAAGGUUGUCAGCGAGCAGCAACCAGAGGACAUACAUGUGAUUGGCGCACUUUGCCUGGUGCGCAACUCUGUGGGCGAGGAGUGCUAUGUGUCCGAUGAGAUCAUCACCUCGCGCGCUGGCGUGCGCGUGCGUGUGGGCAACACCGAUGCCGAGGGGCGGAUGUGCAUGGCGGAUAUACUCUGCCGCAUGAAGGAAAUCGCUGUGGAGCAGAAAUUACCCAAUGCUCAUCUGUUUACCAUUGCAACGCUGACGGGUCAUGCGUAUAUGUCGGCUGGCAUUGGCCAGUCGAUUGCUGUGGACAACAGCGUUGCCGCCAAGGAAGAUCAUGCGCGCAGAUUGCAAGCUGCUGGCCAAGCCUACGGCGAGCCCUUCGAGGUUUCCGUGCUGCGCAAGUGUGACUUUGACUUCAAUGCGCCCAAGGUCAUUGGCGAGGAUGUGGUGCAGUGCAACAAUGCCUCAUCGGUGCGCACGCCACGUGGCCAUCAAGUUCCGGCUGCAUUUAUGAUCACGGCCACUGGCCUCGACAAGCAUGGCUUGGAGUCGGAGCACCCGCUUAAGUAUACCCAUUUGGAUAUUGCCGGCAGCGCAGGCGAAUACCCAGAAAUGCCAACUGCCGCUCCAAUUGUGGCGUUGGUCAAAACACACUUGUCGGAUUAAAUUCGAUGGAUAAAUAAACAUACUUACAUAAAUAUGUCAAAAGUACUUAUACCUUAUGUAUUCACUGUAUGCAUCACUUUUUGAACUUAUUUUAUAAUAAAUGCGCAGAAUUUUUAAAGCAAAA
Molecule: messenger RNA, 1863 nt
Organism: Drosophila busckii
Lineage: Eukaryota; Metazoa; Arthropoda; Insecta; Diptera; Drosophilidae
Gene: Dip-B
Product: putative aminopeptidase W07G4.4
Exons: 3
Coding region: 216-1739 (507 amino acids)
Biological process (GO): proteolysis
Cellular component (GO): cytoplasm
Molecular function (GO): metalloaminopeptidase activity; manganese ion binding
Source: RefSeq, a predicted model, not a curated record